Molecule: messenger RNA, 126 nt
Organism: Camelus dromedarius (Arabian camel)
Lineage: Eukaryota; Metazoa; Chordata; Mammalia; Artiodactyla; Camelidae
Product: ATP synthase subunit f, mitochondrial
Exons: 2
Coding region: 1-126 (41 amino acids)
Source: RefSeq, a predicted model, not a curated record
AUGGUGUCAGUGAUACCAGUGAAGGAGAAGAAACUCAGGGAUGUCAAAAUAGGGGAGCUACCAAGCUGGACAUUGAUGUGGGAUUUCAUCCCUAAAGGCAUUGAUGGAGCAUAUCAAAGAGAUUAG